AUGGCCGCUCGCCCGUGGAUUACGUUAUUACGCUUGGUAAACUUAUCGACUAUGCUGUCUGUACGCGUGCGUGGCACGCGUCUAGCUAGUCGCGUGACCAGAACUUCCCUCUCACAGACCCAGGUUAGGAACUUCCACUCCAGGAAGGACACAGCUCCAGCUAUCAACAAGACAUGGAGGUCCUUUGCCAUUGCCGGCGCGGUUAGUGCACCGGGCUUCUGGUUGUUGACAUCUACGCGCGACGACGAUGUGCCUCGUCUGGAGGCUCCGCCAACCGGGCACUUGGUGGCCGAGCCCGGUCCUUCGAAAGAGGAAGUGACGCGUAUCAUCUCUCAGGAUGCAUAUUCAUUUCCAGUCAGAAGUGUUACGGGAGUGAACAGGUACGAUGGCACACAACUGGCGUCCAACAGCCUGUGUGAGGACCGGUUCACCCAUGGCAUAUUCCCAUCCCCGUUGAAUGAUGGCACCCAGUGGAUGGCCUGGGCUGUCUUCGACGGACAUGCUGGCUGGCAAACCGCAGAGCUGCUGAAGGAUCAACUCUUGCUAUUUGUGCGACAUAGCUUGAGUAAAGUUAAAUCAGCAUCCACCGGUGAAAAGUCCAUGCCCGACGAGGUGCUCCAGCACGCAAUCGUCAAGGCGUUUCUGGACUUGGAUGAUUCGAUUGUAAAGACAGCCCUGCAAACUGCCCAGAGUAGUGAACCGCUGCAGGAUAAGCUGAAGAAGCUCGCUCCUGCUUACGCUGGUUCGUGCGCUCUACUCUCCAUGUACGAUUCGGUCACGGGCUCGUUGCACGUGGCGUGUACUGGAGAUUCCAGAGCGGUUUUAGGCCAACAAAAGCCAGAUGGCACAUGGGAGGCAAUCCCAUUGUCAGUUGACCAGACUGGUAGCAAUGAAGAUGAGGUUGCGCGGAUUAACCAGGAGCACCCGGGCGAAGAGAACAUAGCGAAGGAUGGGCGGAUAUUAGGGAUGAUGGUCUCACGAGCUUUUGGCGAUAGUCGCUGGAAGUGGUCUUUGGACUUACAGCAGGACCUAAAACAAAGGUUUGGUGGCCCUUCACCCCUGACGCCAAAGUACGACGUUCGCACACCACCAUACCUAACUGCCGAGCCUGUUGUGACAACUACGAAAAUUGACCCGGGUAAGCCUUCGUUUGUCAUCCUUGCGACGGAUGGAAUGUGGGAUACACUCUCCAAUCAGCAGGCUGUAGAUCUAGUUGGUAAAUGGCUGGAUGCACAAAUUCAUGGGCAUCCAAUCAGCCAACCGAAAACAGAAUAUAAACGUGUCGACUUCGGUGACCUUGGGAACGGCGUGGACUGGGAAUUUGAGGAGGGGAGAACGACAAUCCAAGAUGAUAACGCUGCCGUACACCUGGUGCGCAAUUCCCUCGGGGGAAACCAUCACGAGCUCAUAGCAGGCCGUCUCGCUCUCGGCUCUCCAUUCUCCCGCCAUAUACGGGAUGAUGUGACCGUGCAAGUGGCCUUCUUUAAUUGCCCGCAUCUACUACCGAAGUAG
Molecule: messenger RNA, 1512 nt
Organism: Aspergillus oryzae RIB40
Lineage: Eukaryota; Fungi; Ascomycota; Eurotiomycetes; Eurotiales; Aspergillaceae
Product: PP2C family serine/threonine-protein phosphatase
Exons: 2
Coding region: 1-1512 (503 amino acids)
Biological process (GO): protein dephosphorylation
Molecular function (GO): protein serine/threonine phosphatase activity
Source: RefSeq, a predicted model, not a curated record